Camellia sinensis is the source of this 654-nucleotide messenger RNA. RefSeq names its product protein RSI-1. Lineage: Eukaryota; Viridiplantae; Streptophyta; Magnoliopsida; Ericales; Theaceae. The record is from RefSeq and is a predicted model, not a curated record.
UCAUUCACUCAUUGUGUGCUUUGUCAAUUAAUUAUUAGAUCUAGCUCUUAUUAAGACAACUUAACUUACUGAUCAGUGAGUAUAUUUAUUCACACAAAGAGAGAGAGACAGAGAGAGAGAGAGAGAGAGAGAGAUGGCAAGACAUCAGUACAACACUCUCUUCAUGCUUGUUUCGCUGCUUCUUCUUUUGAUUACAUUCUCCAAUGUGGCUGAGGGCUAUAAUAGACUCCGUCCAGCAGAUUGCAAGCCAAGAUGCACAUACAGGUGCUCGGCGACAUCGCACAAGAAGCCGUGCAUGUUCUUCUGCCUCAAGUGCUGCUCCAAAUGCCUGUGUGUGCCGCCGGGGACUUAUGGCAACAAACAAACAUGCCCUUGCUACAACAACUGGAAGACCAAACAAGGCGGUCCCAAAUGCCCUUAAAUAUCUGUAUUUACUCUAGAUUUAUUAUUAUUAUUAUUAUUUUAAUUUUUUAGCCUAUGUCAGUCUCUCUAUAUGUUUCUUCUUGUUACUUAGAUCAAAAAUUUUAAUUUCGUUAGUAUGAAUUUUGGCCAUGGGCAUUUUGGCUUAAUGGUAGCAAUUUCAUUUCUGCCAAGGUUGUAUUCACUUUUGCUUUCAUUCAAAAUUAUAGUAUUGAAAAUCUUGCAAGUUUCCUA